Messenger RNA from Triticum dicoccoides, 2352 nucleotides. Its product is annotated as arabinosyltransferase XEG113-like. The record is from RefSeq and is a predicted model, not a curated record. Gene Ontology annotation, molecular function: arabinosyltransferase activity. Gene Ontology annotation, biological process: cell wall pectin biosynthetic process. The transcript has 10 exons. Gene Ontology annotation, cellular component: Golgi apparatus. NCBI's taxonomy places the organism in Eukaryota, Viridiplantae, Streptophyta, Magnoliopsida, Poales, Poaceae. Bases 88 to 1938 code for a protein of 616 amino acids.
UAUGACUGGAGCACCCGUCCCCACCGCCAGUUGACCCCCUCUGCUCCGGCGACACCGAUCCCCCGCCCUCCUCUCCCGGGCGGCGAAAUGGCGCCGUGUUGCCCUGCCGAAUCUACCAAGCCGGCCUUCAUCGGGAUCUUCGGCGCCAUCGUCGGCGGAUUCGCCGUCUCCGCUGUUUUCUUCCUCCUUUCUUUCUCAUCUAUCACCGCCCCCGCGCUCCCCUUCCCGGUCGUCACCGCCACCACCACCAACCUCUCUGCUCUCUCCACCCCCGCCCAGCCGGAGACCAUGUACAACCGCCCUAUCUGGAAAUCCCCGGCUCGGGGGUCGCGGAUGCCUUCGCCGCGCGCGUUCCGCCUCACCCGCGACAUGGUGCGCGCCCGCGCCCGCGAUGGGGUCAUCGUCGUCACCUUUGGCAACUACGCCUUCAUGGACUUCAUCCUCACCUGGGUGCGCCACCUCACAGGCCUCGGGGUAGACAAUCUCCUUGUCGGCGCCAUGGACACCAAGUUACUCCGGCAACUCUACCUCACGGGCGUGCCCGUCUUCGACAUGGGCAGCAGGAUGGUCACGGAGGACGUUGGCUGGGGGUCCCCCACCUUCCACAAGAUGGGCAGGGAGAAGGUGCUGCUCAUCAAUGAGCUCCUGCCCUUCGGGUACGAACUGCUCAUGUGCGACACGGACAUGGUGUGGCUCAAGAACCCGUUGCCAUAUCUCGCCCGCUACCCCAAUGCGGAUCUGCUCACCUCCAGCGACCAGGUCAUACCCACAGUCACCGACGACAGCCUGGAGAACUGGAGGGAAGUAACUGGGGCAUAUAAUAUUGGUAUUUUCCAUUGGCGACCCACUGAACCUGCUAAAAGGCUGGCAAAAGAUUGGAAAGACCUUGUCAUAUCUGAUGAUAAGAUAUGGGACCAGAAUGCUUUUAAUGAUCUCGUACACAAAGUUUUUGGACAACCUGUUCAAGGAGAAGAUGAACUUGUCUACUCAUAUGAUGGAAAAUUGAAGCUUGGAGUCCUACCAGCAAGUAUAUUCUGCAGUGGCCAUACCUACUUUGUGCAGGGCAUGCAUCAGCAGCUUCGGCUAGAACCAUAUGCCGUGCACACUACUUUCCAGUAUGCAGGUACUGAAGGAAAGCGCCAUAGAUUAAGGGAGGCAAUGCUUUUCUUUGAUCAACCAUCUUAUUAUGAUUCACCAGGAGGUUUCCUAUCAUUUAGGCCUAAUAUUCCCAAACGAAUGCUGUUAGAUGGUGCCCAUACCAUUGAAUCUCAUUUUGCGUUGGUCAAUUACCAGAUGAAGCAAAUAAGAACGGCGUUGGCUAUGGCUUCCUUGUUAAAGCGGACCCUGGUAAUGCCUCCAUUAUGGUGCAGGCUUGAUAGGAUGUGGUUUGGGCAUCCUGGAGUUAUGGAAGGCACAAUGACUAGACAACCUUUUCUCUGUCCAAUGGAUCAUGUAUUUGAGGUACAUGUUAUGCUGAAGGACUUGCCUGAGGAGGAAUUUGGGCCACGUAUUGAUUUCAGAGAAUAUACAUUUCUUGAGAAUCCAUCAUUGCCUAAACAGGUGAAAGAGUCGUUUCUUGAGGUGCGGCUCUGCAAUGAGCAUAGCACCAGAUGCUCCACAGCCAAUGGAACCAAUAAACACAGAGCCCUUCUAUUGCCAAGGAAUAGCACCGAACAAAUGCUUUUGGAUGUCUUUUCAUCGUAUAAGAAUGUCAAGAUCAUACAUUUCUCGUCUAUGGUUGAUGGCUUCAGAGGUUUUGCUGAUGCGGCUGUGGAGACGCAGUUUCGGAAUCGCGUGAAGAGGUAUACAGGCAUAUGGUGUUGUGUCGAGUUCCGUGAAAUUGGGCACAUAUACUAUGACAUGUACUGGGAUGAUAAACCAGGUUGGAAGCCACACCCCCCACAGAAUAGGGAAGAGGACCAUCCACCUUGGGCCUGAAUUUUGAGGUCGGACAAUAGAUCAACCAUGAAAAGGGAUGACAUUCUGUGAUGAAGGCAAGAUAGGUCCCGCAUUACUGCAGGUUCAUUUUUAACUCCAGAGCAGGCUGCUCCUAUCCGUUGGAAAAAAUUGCUUACUUGAGAAAACAUUUGACUUCCAGUUUUGUAGGCCUGUUCUGUAGAUUAAUUCACUACUGUUCAGUCUGCCCCUUGACCUGUACCCCCUCUGUAAACUAAUAUGAAAGCGUUUAGAUCACUUUUUAGUGAUCUAAACGCUCUUAUAUUAGUUUACAGAGGGAGUACUUCUUAUCACAUAUGUCCAGAAAAGUUUUCAUGAUAUAGCGUGAGACAACAUUUAAGGUAAUGAUUUGACUAAAAGCAUGGCAUCAUGUUCAUAGCCCUCUCAGGCUCUUCA